Rhipicephalus sanguineus (brown dog tick) is the source of this 1877-nucleotide messenger RNA. It is a transcript of the gene shop, whose product is annotated as sulfite oxidase. The coding region runs from base 128 to 1807 and encodes 559 amino acids. Gene Ontology annotation, molecular function: molybdenum ion binding; oxidoreductase activity; heme binding. Lineage: Eukaryota; Metazoa; Arthropoda; Arachnida; Ixodida; Ixodidae. The record is from RefSeq and is a predicted model, not a curated record. Gene Ontology annotation, cellular component: mitochondrion. The transcript has 8 exons.
GUCGGUCAAAUAUCAAGCACGGUUUGAACAGGUGUUUCAAAGGGAAAUGCCCUGCCGGCAGAUGAUACCGCUACAAGGAAUUCAAUCCUCUUGACGCGUUGCAGUUCUUCGCCUACGCAGAUGAAGGAUGGCGUUUUGUUCACGCUAUUCCCGUUUGAUACAUGCCUUGGCACGGAGCGCCGCGCUACCAAAAAGCAUGACGUCGUACCGCAUCGUCAACCGGCGGGCUCUGUCAUAUGGCGCCUGUGCGCAAGGAAGAACGGACGGCGAUGAACUUAAACAGAGCAGCGGGCGCGCGUGGGCUCUCCUUGGCGGCGCCAUAUCAUUGGGGCUUUUCGCCUACUGGAAGUCGUCUCCGGUCCAGGCCAAGCAAGAAACGAAAGCAGAUGAACCUGUGGACGGCUUGCCAGUCUACACCGCCGAAGAAGUCGCCAAGCACGACAGAAAAGAGACGAGAGUAUGGAUUUCGUUCCGAUGUGGUGUCUACGACGUUACCGAAUUCGUGGACGAACACCCGGGUGGAGACAAGAUUCUACUCGGCGCCGGUGGAGGCAUCGACCCGUUCUGGAAUAUCUACGCAGUCCACAAGACUCCCGAGAUACUCGCCUUGUUGGAGACAUUUCGCAUUGGCAACUUGGCAGCAGAUGACGUUGGUGCUGCAUCUGCGGGCAUUGAGGACCCAUACCUGUUUGACCCCAAGAGGCACCGUGACCUGAAGCCGGCCUCUGUCAAGCCCUUCAAUGCAGAGCCACCCCUGGCCACACUUGCUGACAACUACAGGACACCCAAUGAGUUAUUCUACGUGCGGAACCACAUGCCUGUGCCUGACGUGGACCCAGAGCACUAUGUUCUGGAGAUAGAGGACCCAGAUGGUAAAUGCCACGAGCUGACCCUGGAUGAGAUCAAGACCAAGUUCCCUAAAGUGUCCAUCACUUCUGUUAUUCAGUGUGCUGGCAAUCGACGCUCUGAACAGAACAAGAUUAAAAAAGUGAAGGGCCUUGACUGGGGUCCCUGUGCCAUUGGCAAUGCCACCUGGUCAGGGGCGAGACUGGUGGAUGUACUGCGCUAUCUUGGAGUUGACCUUUCUGAUGAGCGCAUACAGCACAUUGUCAUGGAGGGUUUAGACACAGACCCUACAGGGACACCCUAUGGUUCCUCUUUUCCAGCAAGCAAGGGUGUGGAUCCAAAGGGGGAUGUACUCCUGGCAUAUGAGAUGAAUGGCGAGGUGUUGCCUCGUGACCAUGGCUUUCCCCUGAGAGCGAUUGUGCCGGGAAUCGUUGGUGCUCGCAAUGUGAAGUGGCUGUCACGCAUCCAGCUGAGCCCUACAGAAAGUGAAUCGCACUGGCAACAGAACGAUUACAAAGGCUUUUGCCCAUCAACCGACUGGGACACGGUGGACUUCAAAAGUGCACCUGCAAUCCAGGAGCUGCCCAUAACGUCGGUGGUGUGCAGGCCGCUUGAGGGAGAUGUGGUGACUCCUGUGGAUGGCAAAAUACAAGUCAAAGGGUACGCUUGGAGUGGGGGAGGCCGUAAGGUAGUUCGUGUGGAUGUGAGUGCAGAUGGUGGUAAGAACUGGAUACCUGCCCAGUUGGAGAGCGAGGACACUUCAUUGCACAGAGCGUGGGCCUGGACACUCUGGAAGAUCGAUCUUCCAGUGCCCAAGGAUACAGACAAGCUGGAGAUUGUGUGCAAAGCCGUCGACUCAUCGUACAAUUCGCAACCUGAAGGUGUUGCCGGUGUCUGGAACCUGCGUGGUGUCCUCAACAACGCCUGGUACCGCGUCCACGUCGCAGUGAAACGGGCGUAAGAGUAAAGGCGGGUGCAGGUCUAUCGUAGUGGCCUUGGGUCAGCUCCAAACAAGCACGCGUUCUACGAAA